UCUGCCGUGCCUGCAAAAGCAAAACAAACGAUAACUUUUGGUAACAAAAACACAGGAUAAUUUCUUAUUGUUGUGUAAGAUUCGUGGACUCUGCAGUUAAUCUACAAUUUUGUUAACGUUUUUGUGCUACUGUGCUUUUAAAUAUGUGAACAAUGGCUGAUUAUGCCGAGUUAAAUGUGUUACCUCCUGGAUGGGACAGCAAAUAUGACCCCAAAACUGGACGAAGGUAUUACGUGAAUUACAUUACCAGAAAUGCAUCCCUGGAGGAUCCUCGUUUACGGAGGGGACCACUCUCCUUAUCAGGACAAACAUUUGAGUCAAUUCCGAUCCAACACGGAUCACCGCAGCUCAGCGAUGCUCGAUCAUCUUACAAUCAACCACCCUUUUAUCAUUUUCACCAGGAUCACUUAAGCUAUGGGAAAUGUAGUCCUUUGCCCUCUCGAACGUACAGCCCCCUGAUGGGAUCCAGCGCUGCAGAUUAUCAUGCAUAUAAAAUGAAUGAAAGUCCGUAUGGGAGCUCAAAUACAAUAGAGCAGUCUGUGGCGAAAAUUAGCGCUUUGUUCCCAACUGUAGGAGAAACACACAUCAAAACAUUGCUGCUCAAGUACCACAACAGGGAGGCUGUGGUGGUAAGUGCUCUGCAAGUUGAGAAACAUCCUCUAGCCACCCCUGGUCCUUACACCAGUUCCCUUUCAGGCAGACAGUAUUCUCUCCAAAUGACUCCACCUCCGGGUGGGAAAGAUAGCCCUCGAUCGGGUGUUGGCAUAAUAACAUCACCUUUUCGAAAUACAUCUCCACGGCCCCAUUCUUCUCCAAAAAUGAAACUAAGGUAUCUAAAAAGCGUAUUCCCUGUUGUGGAGGAGACUGUAUUGCUGGAUACUCUGUGUGGAGCAGAUAACAAUGUUCAUCUGGCUACAGAACAAUUAUUAACGAUGGGAUUUAACAAGAGAGACACACCAACGCCAAGAGUCGUUCUGAAGAAAAGGGAUGAAGCGGAAGAGGAGGAAGAAAAGCUAAGGCAGCUGCUCCAGUCUCAGCGCCGCUCGGUAUCAUCGACACUACCUCCUCGAAUGAGAAGUUUAGAAGAAAAACAAGACAUGAAAGUGAAACUCAAAGAACAGUUCAAGACAAUCCCUGAAAGAGUUAUAGCCCUUGCUUUAGAUAGCACCAACUACGAUGAAGAACGAGCUGCUAUUAUCUUGAAAACAACCGUAGAUCAAGGAGAGCAAGAAGACCAAACGGAUGAUUGCUGUAAAGAAAAAAUACUGACAGAAAAUGACAACUGUACGGAGAGUACCUCUGUUUAUGCCUCACCUUUGAUUGUUGGUUCGUCCUCUGAUCAAAACGUAGAUUCCAGCGCUUUAAACAAGGAAAACAUGUCAAAACAUUCAAAAACAAGGAAAGAAGUCCUCAGGAGAGUCUCCAAAGGAACAAGUGUUGCAGAAGACAAAACGUUCAAAUCACCAUUACGUUUGAAAACUGCUGGCGCAAACUCGAGCCUUGUUAAGGGUCCUAAUGAAUCGUUACUCAUACGGGAUUAUGUUCCUUGGAAUGGACCAGAUCAAAGGCUCAUCAGUCCCAACUCUAGUCAAAUUGUGCCGAAAGGGCCAAACAAAUCACUUCUAGGACAACUUCUGACAGCAGUAGGUGUGAAUAAAGAGUUGAGGAAAGGUCCUGGAAAAAAUUUGGCCAAAGGGAGCAUAUAUUCUCCAUUAGCAAGUAAAAAUGAUGACUCACAAAGUAUAUCCAUUUCUUCAUUGAAAAUCAAUUCCUAAGUAUGAACUUGGUCCUUUUUUUUCUUCUUCUUCGGGUGACACUUUAUUGAGAUUGACUAAUGUUUGGUAUAUACUUUGAUAAAAUACAAUCAUACAACCCUUGUACAACAAUUAUUACAGUUGAUAUGUUUCAUUGCCCAAGAAAAAUGAAAUUGAGGAGAUGAAACUCCUCUAACCAAAAGCUGUUUAUUUGGUUUUGGUUGUUUGAACAAAAACGUGAUAGUCCUCAUAACUAUUUUGACCUGCUCUCACAUGGCAUUGAAGAAUACUUUAUAUCCAGCAUCUUAAACAAUGAGAAAAAUUUCAAAUAAGGCCAGAAUCACUUGCUCAGUGUAGGAGCUGAAUGUGGUUUGAAUGUGGAAGUCAUCAGCCCGAUGCCUGAAUUUUGCGCGUGUCACAAAAAAAUUUAGCAACGAGGCUCAGCAACCACCGGAUAAUGUCGGAUUUGUCUGAACUAUUGGAAUAGAUUUGAUAAAAAUCUGGAUGAAAAUAACUGGAUUUGAGAAAUUUCAGCCGUUGAGCGAUGACUGUUGACUUCCAAAUUCAGCGUACGAUUGCGGCAUGAAACAAAAUUUCCUCUCACUGAAUCGUUAUUUGUAGAUUCAUUAGCUGUGAAGUAAAAAAAAGAAAUUUGAAUUUUUGAGCAGCUCUUAUGUGAAAAAUUUCUCUCAAGUUUAAGUUUCUGUCGGCUACACAUAGAGAAAUUGAUUUUGUUUGAGUUUUCUCUAAAUUGAGUUUUUAUAACCACCAAAUGUACCCUUACUCCUACUUUUUAUCAAUUUCUCUCUUACAUGUACAUGAUGCAAGAAUGUUCCUCUUCAAAAAAUCUCGUUUUUUUAAUAAAAAAAUAUUGAUCGUGAUAAAGCACCAGGCUAGACCAGCUCCCUCCUUUGUAAUAUAGUUAUCAACGCUCCCUCCCUUCAAAAUUUUAUGUGCAACUCAUGAUCUGUUUUCAAAUCUUCCUUCUCCAUCAUAAUCAUUAUUAAAGAAGCUUACUGAUGAAGUUGGGAUACCAGCAUUUAGAGUUUGUCAAACAUUCAAGCUGCAAAAUAUAGUGAGAUUUGGUAUUCAAAGCUCUCUGAGGGCCUUUCAAAUUCUGGCCAUGUGAAUAAAACCUUACAAUUUUCGAUAAGCAUACUUAAUUACAUACUUAGUCCUCUUUGCAACCUCAAGUUUUUAAAUCUCCAAUGCCAUUAUUCUGUAAAUUAAAUACAUAUUCCAUCAAAAGUUAUUUACAUGAAAAAUUACCAUUUUCACAUGAUUAAUUGCAGCACUUUUUCUCUGAAGCACAUUCUCCAACAGGUACUGGUAACUGUCUUUCUCCUCUAAGUAUCACAAUUUUUUGGUAGAUAAAAGCGGAAGUAAAGAGAACAAUUUAAUUUUAGCUGCCAAAAAAUAGAGAUUUUGCAAAUGCUGAUGCUUAGUCCUACCUUCUCCCCCUCCGCCCAAAUUUCUAUUUUUUUAUCUAUUUACCAGAUGCAUUUUUGAAAAGCAAUAUUUUUUCAAUGACCUGCAAUUAACUCAUAACUGUAUCCUUGAGGCACACUUUCUUCAGGUUCGGGACCACUGUGAAAAACCAUAUCACCGACGUGUUUUUAUCCAGCAGUCAGUCCUAAUGACAAAGCCUUGCUGAUUUUUCAUCAGGUGCCAUUAUUUAUAUCGAUUAAUUGAUUUCUCCGAAUAUAGAAUCACUUUAUGCAGGAUCAAGCCUGAGUAAGAGAUCAACAAUAAGGCCAUUCUGCCGAGUCACUGUCCACCAUAUGUGCUGGUGUGGUCGAUCAUAAUGGAUUUUGUGCCUGAGAAAAGUGUAUCUUGUACAUUCUUGUAUAAUAUCCCUAGUUUCAGUCCACCUGUGUUUUUUUUUUUUUUUUAAAUAGUAUUUUUAAUAAUAUUUGCAGCAUUGAUCAUAUAUCUUAAUUUGAUUGCAACUGACAUCAACUAGUCUGUGGAUGAAAGAUCACGGCAUAUUGGGUGUAACGAGUGAAAGAAAUCAUUGAAAAGAGGGUUUUCAAAACUCUCAUGUUGUGCACUUGUAAUUUUUCUGUUUUCAAUAGUUAUUAUGAAAAAAUUAAAGGGACUUAAUCUCUUGUUAACCCUCAUAAGAGUCACCCUUCUUGCUCCCUAUCUGUCCAAUAUUUACGUAUAUUUCAUAUUUUACGUAUGUUGCAUAUGUUUUCCUUGACUGGAUACUUUAUGUCAUCACUUUCCUGUGCCAACUGUCUGUAAUCUUAUGCUCCCAGAGAUUGCAUUUUUAAUUAGCUUUCACCAAAAAAUUCGGAGUUAAUAGUUUUCUUCUUCAAUCCUGCGUCUGUUACAAUCUUCCCGGUUUGUCUGGUUUGACAUGAAUGUAUUUUUUAAAUUCUUAAAUUAAAAACCUAUAGAUGUAGUAGAGACUGGUAGAAUUAAGUUUUGUAGUUCUUUUGUUGUUGCCACACUGUUAGUAUUUAUGUACUAACUAAUGACAUUAGUUUAAUUAUUAGAAAAAUAAGGGUUUUUAACCAAUUGUUAGUUUCUCUAACGAUAAAUCAAUCUCAUUAGUCUCUUCAUGUUUUAGUUGCUUUGUGUUUUGAACCGAUUAAUUCCAAUUGAUGUUGGAUUAAAAAGAGCACCAAUCAACUUUGUAAGGUUUGAUUUUAUUUUUUAAAACAAGUGGGUAUAAAGUAUCAACAAAAAUUAAUAAUUUAGGCAAGAUAAAAAUUUCCUCUCUCAAUAAAUACCAGGAAUCACCAAUGCUAGAAAUAUUAGACAUAAAUUAUCUUUUCCUUUAAACGGCUCCUCCCCCACUUCAAUUAUCUGAGUUCACUAAUAAGUUGGCCUACUUUUAAAGUUUCAACUUCUGCAACAUUCAUUAUUGCAUUUAGUCUCAAUAGAAGUCGGUCAACCAAUUCCUGAACUCUAUCAGUACAUGCCUUUUCCCCCUUUAAUAGAGUUUGAGCCAUGUGUAUGAUGAAAUUUUGUUUGCUGAAAGAAGAGCUCUCCUAAAGCCUUUGCCAUUUGAUUGUACCCAUGUAGGAAAGGGACUGAAGUUGUAUUUUCAGAAUCAUUUGACCAGAAACCAUUGGCAAAAAUAAAUAACCCAAACUCUUAGGACAAUCUAAAUCAUUAACUUGUAUCAAUCCUCAAUUUAUUUUCCAAAUUUUAUAAAAUUAAAGUGGUGAGAUUAUUUUUGGUUCCAGCACUAAGCAUUUAAGAUGUAAAAAGUAAGGCGAUUGAAACGGUUAGCUCUAUCUAAAGAUGUUUUCCCCUUGUUGAAGAUUUCAUAUGAGAGAUGAAAAUUACUAAUUUAUCGGAAAUGGACUUAGUAAUUUAUCCCUUUAAUUUCUAAAAUUCAUUAAGGGACUGUAUCCUUGUAAAAUGUUCUUUUAAAAAGGAUCUCCGUUCAUUUAUAAAAGAAGGUAUUGAAGAAAUAUUUUUUAAUAAAGCAUGUUUGUGUUUAAAAUCACACUAAAAUAAUUCUAGCCUUAUUAAACGAAAUAAUUGUGUGAUAUCCAAGUUUCAAAAAAAAAAAAUGUAAAGUUAAUAGGUUAAAAGCUUACGUUUCAUUGAAAAGUUUCGGUUGUCUUAGCACCAUCAUCAGGGUGAAAAGUCAAGAAUUACUCAGAACCUCAACGACCAGCCAAGAAUUAGAAGAGAGGAAUUUUACUGUUUCAAGAAAAAAUGUUACCCAUAAAUUUUGAGCUUAGAUAGUCUAUGAUUGUGGCAUUGAAUUCCUAAAUUUUGACCUUGAUGAUGGUGCAAAAACACCGGUACGCUUGGGUAUUUUUUCAAUAAAAUGUAACUUAUUUCAUGUAUAAACUUUUCAUUUUCCUUUACUUAGUCAUUGGUUACCACACUAUCAUUCCGAUUUGAAAAAAAUUCUACUAUAUGCAACAUUCUUAGAAUGUUUUUUAACCAUAAUCUCAUUGAAGAUUGAAUUUUCCUGAUUUACUUAUGCUGAGAAACGUAGCAAUUGGUUUGCAACCUCAAUACUAAUUUUGUUAACUAAUAAGUCCUGUUAAGAUAAACAGCAGAGAUGUAAAAAAAUCUGAAGGAAUAAUCGAACAAAAGAACAAAGAGAGUAUAUUUUACUCUGUUUUUCUCAAUAAAUUGCUUUCAUGGUGUAUCUUUCUUAGAAGUCCAAUUUGAUCGGUUGACAGCAAGAAUUUGGUGAGUUCAGAGAAUGAUAAAAUCCAUAAAUAAUGUUUGGAUUCCAACUGCAGGAAUCCGUCUGUUGUAGUCUCUGUUUACACAGCAUGUCUAAAUUUAAAGUUGACACUAAAUAGAGAUAUACAUAUGUCUGACGGAGUGCGGUGGUAUGUACUGAAAUUCUGCAUCUCCCUCCUUCCAACCUUCAAACCCUCAGAUGCAAUAAAAACCAAUGGGCUCAAGAGUCGAUGUAGUUCAAGUGAGAAAAGAAAUUGCUGAACACAUUUUUUGUCUAACAUCUUGUAAUCACCCCUUCAAAGAAAAUCAUCUGAACCUGCAUUUAUAUUUUGUGAGCUAAUUUAUAAUUUUGCCAAUGUCAAAACGUUGCGCAGGAACCCACUUUUCUUGAUAUUUUCAUGCAUUUCGAAAAUUUUCCUUAUGAGCCUGUCCGGCUCAGUUGUUGUGUAUCUUUCCAACCCACAAAUUUAUCAGUAUUGGCCCAAACACUGUUUUACCUUCCGCAAAUCGCUGAUGGAUCAAAUUGUACAUCAAGUUGAACAUAAACUCACUGAUUAGCUGAUUCUGCCAAUUAAAGGUAUGUUUAUAUGGUUUGCAGGCAGCUUUAGGCCCUGAAUCUUUAAAUUAAAUGAAUUUUUGUUUAUCAACAAAAAUGAAAGUGGGUAUAGACACACUCGACACAUGUUAGGGUUCAGCCAUAAUGAUUUACAUAACAUAUUAUUUUUUCAUCUCUGAAAAAUUGGAUCGAGAAAAAAAGGUUCAACCCCUUUUUUUCAAUCUUUAACAGAUUAGAAAAUUCUUAAUUAAAUCUCCUUAGAACCUUACUUUAAUGACCUUGGCCAAUGGAACUUCCAUUUGCCGCGUUUUAUGUAUUUUGAUGAAGGUAGCUUCUGAAGCUAACAACUAAUGUUGAAUAUCUGGCUGCACACCAAACCCCAACUUUUGUCUCAAUGUUAAUAGGCUGUGGAGUGUCAUAAUACAUAUGUUGUUAUUGUGUGUUUAAUAGUGUGUAAAAGGUGUAAAAAAUGUUUUAGGAAAUUUAAUUCUAGUAUGGACAUUCCGCCCAAAAAAUUUUCUUGUUUUUCUUUUUUGUGUUCAUGUUCUCUUGCAGUAAUAAAAUGUUAUUGGUUGGCUCCAUU
Molecule: messenger RNA, 7057 nt
Organism: Bemisia tabaci
Lineage: Eukaryota; Metazoa; Arthropoda; Insecta; Hemiptera; Aleyrodidae
Molecular function (GO): ubiquitin binding
Source: RefSeq, a predicted model, not a curated record